Athalia rosae (coleseed sawfly) is the source of this 914-nucleotide messenger RNA. RefSeq names its product magnesium-dependent phosphatase 1-like. Gene Ontology annotation, molecular function: acid phosphatase activity. The record is from RefSeq and is a predicted model, not a curated record. Lineage: Eukaryota; Metazoa; Arthropoda; Insecta; Hymenoptera; Athaliidae. The transcript has 4 exons. Bases 322 to 807 code for a protein of 161 amino acids.
UACUUGUCACUUCUUCGGCGGGGAAGAUGGAGUAAUUGAAUAAUCAAUUAAAAAAUCGAAAAUAAAUUGGAAAAUAAUCAUGAAAAAAUUGGGAAUAAAUCUGCGAUGGUGAAGCUGGUUUUCUCCUUUGCAUUUGUUGGCACUCUGAUGGUCUCUGUCGUUCACCGUGACGUGUGUGGUUUCACGCGCAAAUGACGUUUGCAGAUAACCCCAUUUUGCACCUUUUAAGUAGGUUAACCAGACAGCUGUUGUUCCGUCUGCUACCCGCUCAAUAUAAAUCAAAUAAACUGUAGACUUAACAAGGUCUGCAUAUUGUAGAAAAUGUCGAUCCAAAAAAGGCCUCAAGUAAUCGUAUUCGACUUGGAUUAUACCUUAUGGCCUUUCUGGGUCGAUACACACGUUACACCACCUUUCAAGAAGGGCAAAGGUGACCAGGUGCUCGACGCUCACGGACGCAUGAUUAAACAUUAUCCAGAAGUACCCGACGUUCUCAAGGAGUUGUACGACCAAGGGUACCAAUUGGGGGUGGCUUCGAGAACCUCUGAGAUCAAGGGAGCCAAUGAACUGUUGAGGCUGUUUGGCUGGGAUAAAUAUUUCAAGUACAAAGAAAUUUAUCCAGGCUGCAAAGUGACCCAUUUCUCGAAGAUCCAAAAAAAUUCUGGUGCACAGCUUGCAGAAAUGUUGUUCUUUGACGACGAGGAUCGAAAUAUUCACGAUCUCAAAAAAAUUGGAGUCACUUCGAUCUUAGUUCGUAACGGCGUCAAUAGAGAAGUUGUCAAAAGUGGACUAAGUCAAUUUGCAAAGUAGAUAAUUCAAGUAUUUAGCUGCGGUUUCAUCGCAAUAUUGAAACAAUUCUGAGGAAUAGAUAAAAUUGCACUUUAUUCUUAAACAAAUAUAAAAUAACAUAUUUACAA